This is a messenger RNA of Anopheles maculipalpis, 1493 nucleotides long. It is a transcript of the gene por, whose product is annotated as protein-serine O-palmitoleoyltransferase porcupine. Gene Ontology annotation, biological process: lipid modification; Wnt protein secretion; canonical Wnt signaling pathway. The transcript has a single exon. Bases 1 to 1485 code for a protein of 494 amino acids. The record is from RefSeq and is a predicted model, not a curated record. Gene Ontology annotation, molecular function: Wnt-protein binding; palmitoleoyltransferase activity. NCBI's taxonomy places the organism in Eukaryota, Metazoa, Arthropoda, Insecta, Diptera, Culicidae. Gene Ontology annotation, cellular component: membrane; endoplasmic reticulum.
AUGGAUUACUACUACGAUGAUUACUACGACGAGUAUUACGAACAUCCGGACCAAAUGGCUGCACGGUUAAUGCAGCGGGAAUUCAGCUUCGAAGAAACGAUUACGAAUUGUGUGCAUCCGUCGCUUCGCUUUGCAGCACAGUACAUGACAAAUUUCGUCGCCAUCAACUUGCUGUUCAGUAUAUUGGUUGUGUGCGUGAGGAAACUGUUUCCCAACUCCCACCGUUCGCUACACAUGCUGAGCAGCAUAUUCGGUGCCAUUCUGUUGUACCGGGUAAUUGAUCACCGGUUCUACCAUUUCCUACAGCUGGCCACCUCGCUGUACGUGGUGCAAUGGACGCUGCAUCGAUGGUUGUCUGGGAGUGGACGAUACAUCAAAACUCCCUUUAUCGUUAUUGCUUACGGGAUUGGGAAUCUUCUUCUGAGCGAACUGCUGGAACCCUCGCCGGAAACGUGGAAUCGCAUCCGUGGAACGCAGAUGAUCUUACUGAUGAAGGCACUAUCAUUAGCGUUCGAUACGGAAGAGAAUCAGAACCUGCGAGGUCAGCUGAACGUUCUCUCAUACACCGGAUAUAUCUUGUGCCCAGCAAAUGUCGUCCUCGGACCGUGGAUCUCCUUUAGCGAUUAUUUAAACAUCUGGAAACCAUCGUACGGGAGCGAAACGAAACAUAACCGAUCGUCCGGUGGACGACUUUUGAUACACGUGUUCCGGAUACUAGUCAGUGCGCUUAUGGCAGUUGGAUUCUUACUAACCUCGAACUGUAUGAUCGAUUACCUUUUGUCCCCGGUAGCCAGCUGGAAAUGGAUCCGUGCCUAUGGGCGAGCGCUUUCCUUCCGUACCAGUCAUUAUUUCAUCGCUUACCUGUCCCAGUGUUCCAUGAUUGCUGCCGCUGUCGAUUGGAACCGGGCGGAAGAUGAGCGAUCAAUAAUGUUACCCGUGAGUUCGCUUUACCGUGUAAGCUCUCCGAUGGCUGUGGAGUUCCCUCGCUCGCUGGUACAAGUCGUAACGGCAUGGAACAUUCCGAUGCACCUGUGGCUGAAGCGUUACAUCUUCCGCACGACUAAACGACCCUUUGGAACGGCGGCUGCAAUCGCGCUCACGUACAUCAUUUCCUCGCUGCUGCAUGGAUUACACUACCGACUGUGGCUAACACUGCUGACCAUCGGUUCGUGGACGUUUGUGGAGCAUGAAAUCCGCAAGAAGCUAGCCACGAUCUACUCGGCGUGUAUUCUCGUUGGCAAGUGCCCCAGUACGUGCACCGUACAUCAGCACCGGAGCAAGAGUGUGUUCUGCAUCAUCAUUAACGCGCUGUUCUUCGCACUGAAUGUGUUCAACCUAAUCUACCUUGGAUGCAUUUUCGAAACAACGGAAGGACCCCCGGAAGAAGCUGAUCAUGAUAAAUCGUUGUUCGGUCGUUGGACGGAACUAAAUUAUGCUUCCCAUUGGCUGCUAGUGUUUGCCUAUCUGUUCUAUUUCAUUAUCUGAUAGAUAGU